AUGUCCAGAAGCUCAACCGGUCGAGAUGAACGAAUCGGCGACUUUGUCAUCGAGCAUGAAAUCGGCAAAGGUUCCUUUGCCGUUGUCCACAAGGGUCACCGCAUCCAGCCUCGUGAGCCCGUCGCCAUCAAGAUCGUGACCCGCAAAAAGCUCACUCCCAAGCUCUUGGACAAUCUCGAAGGCGAGAUCGCCAUUCUCAAGGCAAUCCACCAUCCCAACAUCGUCGAGCUCAAAGAAUGCCUCAAGACAGAGAAUCAGAUCUACCUCGUCAUGGCCUUCUGCGCAUCCGGCGACCUGUCUCAAUACAUCAAGAAAAGUUUCGACAUCUACGAGCGCGCAGGCAUCGCCGAGUCAGGUGCCGUGAGUAGGCAUCAGAAGCCACGGUAUCCGCAUCCUGUCGACGGAGGCCUCAACGAGAUCAUUGUCCGCUCCAUCUUGACUCAGCUCGCCGCAGCGCUCGAGUUCAUGCGCGGACGCGAUAUCGUACAUCGCGACAUCAAGCCGCAGAACCUCCUCCUCCAGCCACCGGAUGCCGCCUUUCUUGCUUUGGGCAACCCGCGUGAGAUCCCGCAGAUGAAGGUCGCCGACUUUGGCUUCGCGCGCCACUUGGGUGUCAACACUCUGGCCGAGACGCUUUGUGGCUCGCCGCUCUACAUGGCUCCUGAGAUCCUUCGCUUCGAGAAGUACGAUGCAAAGGCAGAUCUCUGGUCCGUCGGCGCGGUCCUCUUCGAAAUGACGGUAGGCAAACCACCCUUCAAGGCUGCCAAUCAUGUCGAGCUUCUCAAACGUAUCGAGCGAGGCGAGGAUAAGAUUAAGUUCCCCGAUGAACGAUCCGCAGGCUCUCUGGCUAGAGAAGCUGCGCGCAGGCAAGAGCUGGGCGAGCCGCCACUGCCACCCCCGCAUCCUGUCUCGGAAGAUGUCAAGACGCUCAUCCGCCAGCUGCUUCGCCAGCGUCCCGUCGGCCGCAUGAGCUUCGACGACUUCUUUGCCAGCCCCGUCAUCCGCGAUUUCAAAGCCAUGAUCCGUCCUCAUGCUCAGCCUGAAGCCGUCGAACAGUACGAGGAUCUGCAAAAGAGCGAAAGAAGCGUCAUUCUCCCUUCUUCUGGUAUUAAAGACGCAUCCGUAUCCUCGGUCGAGGCACCUGCGCCCAAGUCAAAUGCACAGACAUCGGCCAACGCAGCGCCGCCUGCGCCAUCACCAGAUCGCGGACCGCAGAAAGGAGCCAACCUUGGCAGGGAGGAAGACAGCUCGAGGGCACUGACAAGAGAGAACACGGAUUCGAGCAGCGCGCCACGCGACACAGUCAAGGCAGCCAGGACCAUCCCGCGCGCCUUCUCGGCCAAGUACGUCACGGGUCAGGCUCCGCGACUCGAGGAGCCGGAGAAGCGUGCAGGACCGCCACCGUUGACACGAGUCCCGAGCUCGCCAGGAAUCCCGGACAAGUCUCUGCUCUCCAACGAACGAGAGGAAGCCCCGCAGGGAUCGACGACCGCAGCUCGUCUCGCCAACUCCAGAGAGGGAGAAGACAGCUUCCUAGGGAAGGAAUACGUGAUGAUCGAGAAACGCAACGUCGAGGUCAACGCGCUGGCCGACGAAUUGGCAGCGUCCCCCCAGAAUAGGAUGUCGUUAGCCGCCCGCAGACCUUCGCGCUUGUCGCGCCUGAGCUCCGGUGCGGUUCCAAGCACCAGCGGUGUGUCGCCACCUGCAGCAGCGUCGGCCGGCCCAAGCUCCAAGCCGAUUCGCAUUGCAACCGACACGGACAGGGCUUCAUCGACGGCUACUUCCACAACGACAGGAGCAUUCGCGCUGCCGCCUGGCGCAAGGCCAUCAUCCGUCCCACGCCGCGCCAGCCUCUCAUCCUCGGGCUCGCCAUCUUCUCGCCAAGGUGGCCAAGUCAUCACGGCGGCGGAUGCUGUUGCGAGCACCCAGUCCUCGCGCAGAGAAGCCAACACCUCAUUGGUGGCUCCAGGAGAGGAAGUCAGCAUGCUCGGGCAGAAGCUGGCCGGCUUUGGCUUGACGGGCGCUGGCAGUGGCGGUCCUUCCAGUGCUCUCGCCAAAGCAAUCAGUAUGGCCUCGCUGCGCCUCUUUGGAGUUCCCUCUGGCGUCUCCUUGAGAGAUGCGGCAGCACUCGUGCGCACGAGAGCCCAGAGGCGUGGUUUCGUACGACCUGCGGACCCUUUGGACGAGGCAGAGAUGAGUCUGCUGAGCACGCUCGAGGAUCUGGGGCAAAAAGCUUUCGUCCUGUCCGAGUUUGCAGACUCGAAGCUUGCCCAUUUCUUCCCUGACGGCCCGCACCAGCUCUCGCAAGACCUCGAUGCAUCAACGGCAACGACCGGCGUCUCGCCCGGAAGGACCAGCGCGCAAGCAUCGGGCCGCCGCGUUGGCUCCAUCUCUUCGUCAUCCUCGUCCGCUCUCGAUCCGCUCGCUGCGGAGUCCGCAUCGGCAGAAGCGCUGAUGCUAUACGUGCGCAGCCUCGCGUUCUUGCAGCGAGCCAUCACGCUCACGCGCAAGCACAUCGAGUCUCGCUCGCGGCCUGGCGCACCGGCUGUGACGAGUGCCGAGCUGAACGACGUGGUGCAAUGGCUACGUGCGCGGUUCAACGAGGUGUACGACAAGGCCGACUUUGCGCGCACGCGAUGCAACGAGUUGCCCGAGUCGGCGCAGCAGGUGGACAAGCUCAUCUUUGACAAGGCGGUCGAGGUGGCUAGGGCGGCUGCGACGGACGAGCUGGAGAACAACCGCGAAGGCAGUGGGUGGGAUGCGUCGCACUGCCUGCUGGCGUACGAGACGGCGAGCUCGAUGCUGUCCUCGCUGCUGGAUCCGGGCGAGGAAGCGCUGAGCCUGAGCGAGGGCAGCAUUUUGAUGAUCGACAAGUACGUCAAGAGCAUCAACAAGCGUCUGUCGACGUUGCAGGAGCAGUUUGGCGGAGGUGGCGGUGGCGGCGCGACCCCGGGUGCGAGCCCAGCCAGCGUAGAUGCUGAAGCUCGGGCUGGUGUGAGUCGGAGCAGGACCGAAUCGCCCUUGUCAAAUGCCUCGCCUGCAGGCACCCCAGCACGAUGA
Molecule: messenger RNA, 3060 nt
Organism: Kalmanozyma brasiliensis GHG001
Lineage: Eukaryota; Fungi; Basidiomycota; Ustilaginomycetes; Ustilaginales
Product: Serine/threonine-protein kinase, C-terminal
Exons: 1
Coding region: 1-3060 (1019 amino acids)
Biological process (GO): protein autophosphorylation; autophagosome organization; peptidyl-serine phosphorylation
Cellular component (GO): cytoplasm; autophagosome
Molecular function (GO): ATP binding; protein serine/threonine kinase activity
Source: RefSeq, a predicted model, not a curated record